AUGGCACAUGCUCCGGCACUUUUACGGACUCACACGGCCCCCGUCUUCCCAGCCAACAACAAUUACGGAUCUAUGUCGGCGUCUACUACGAGCAGCCUCCGCACAAGCCAGUUAUCCGGCUCGACAGCCAUCAACUCGUCGAAUUCUUCGCUUUCAUCUAUGGUUCCUACAUCGAGUAACGGCAAUGUGGUGCCCACCACAAAUAUUAUCAACCAGAGGGCUGAUGCCUCCAGGUCGCUUUAUCAAAUAUGUAUCGCGCUGAAGCAGCGACUAACUCGCGUCCCUGGUUUCGAGGUUCAUCUCGACGCCCUACCGCCAACCCACAAUGAAGAUGGCCCCGUGGAAUCCUUAUGGAAUCUGCUGCGAACUGGAGUACCUCUCUUGACUAUAUAUAACUGCUUGCAGCUAGAAAGCCCAUUAGAGAUCGAUCCUGGGGCCAACGAGACUAAGCGACCCAAAUUAGCCGUAUUCAAAUUCCUCCAGGCCAUCAUGAAACGUCCUGAGAUCCCCUCCGAGUCCUUUAUGAUCAGUGAUUUGAUGGGAAACGAUACCACUGGUUUCGUCAAGGUUACCCAAAUUGUGAAUCAUGUUUUGGACCUUGCCGAGCAGCGAGGUCUACUUCUGCAAGUCCAAGCGUAUCAAGAAGAGAGUGGACCGACAGCGCCUGGGUCUCAAAUGACAUAUCGCGACCAUAUCAUCCAAGAACUUGUCGAUACCGAGCGAAAAUACGUCCAAGAUCUGGAGAAUCUGCAUGAUCUCAAGAAAACUUUAGAGCAGAAGGGUGUGAUUACCGGUGAUAUCAUCCACCAGAUAUUCUUGAACAUAAAUUCGAUAUUGGAUUUUCAAAGGCGAUUCUUGAUUCGUGUCGAAACUACAAACUCGAUGUCGCAGGAUAUGCAACGAUGGGGUGCGCCAUUUGUCACAUACGAAGAUGCCUUCGAUAUUUAUCAACCCUUCAUCGCAAAUCAGCGGAAAGCAGGCCAGAUAGCGAACAAAAUCUUUGACAAGAUUCAGUUGGCCGAGCACCCUGUGUCGUUUGAUUUUAACACAUUGGAUAGUUUCCUCCUGAAGCCCAUGCAAAGACUGGUCAAAUAUCCUUUACUACUAGGAUCUCUCUUGAAAAAGUGUGAAGAUGAAGAAGUCAAGGCCGACUUAGCUGCAGGCAUCAAGGCAGCAGAACGAGUUCUUACGAAGGCAAACGAGGCAGUCAAUCGUGACCUGCUAGACGAAGCUUUGGAAGAACUCACAAAUAGAGUAGACGACUGGAAGAGUCAUAACGUCAAGUCUUUCGGACGGUUGUUGUUGCACGGUGUGUAUACUGUCAUUACUGGACGUAGUGAGCAAGAAAAGGAUUAUGAGAUUUAUCUGUUCGAGUGUAUUCUCCUCUGCUGCAAAGAGGUCCAACCAAACAAAACCAAGGAUAAGAAAGACAAGAACAAAUCUGCGCCGAAGAUCCCGAACAAAAAUAAUAAACUGCAGCUUAAGGGGCGGAUAUUUAUGACUAACGUGACCGAAGUCCUCUCGUUCGCAAAACCGGGUUCAUAUACGGUGCAGAUAUGGUGGAAGGGCGAUCCCGGCGUAGAAAACUUUAUUAUAAAGUUUUCUAACGAGGAAACGAUGAAGAAGUGGGAGACGGGGCUGGUUUCGCAGAAGAAAGAACACGCGCCGAGCACAGCUAUAAGCCCCGACCAAUCCACACCGGAUUUUGCAUGGAUGCGAAAUCAAGGCGGUCUCGAGAACCCCUACGCUCAGCAGGACGACGAUGAGGACGAGGAAGAGGAAGAAGCAGUAUCGGUACAAGUCACUCAACCGAGCGAUGGCUUCCCGAAUGGCGGAGUUAUAAAUCGUAAUGCCUCAAGUACAAGUCUCAGGCAACGCUCCGCUACUGGAGAGAGUAACCUCUCGUUAGCAAGUAUCGCUCGAGCACCACCGCCGCGCUUUCCUCUCCCGGCACCCCCAGGGCAGUUGAGUCUUCAAACACAAGGUGGUACGCAGUCGCCUAGUGCCCGUAUUAUGGAGUCGUAUUUUUCUCCCACAGCAGAGUCCCCUGCAUCGUCACGGACGAGCACGGCAAGUACCUUGUUUGCAUCCGCGAAUGGACAACAGUACCCGUUCCCAAGGACUGGAACACCUCAAAGCGGUUGGGAAGAUAACAAUCGUUACACUGCCCCAGCUUUGCCACGAGCUCCCUCGAGAGACGGUCCAUCACCGAUGAACGGAAGGAAUUCCGCCAGAACAGCGUCGUUCCAGCAACAACGUAGCCGGUCUUAUAGCACUCCAGAUAUCAACGGGCAGCAAAACGGACGUAGGACUAACAACAGUACCCCGGUCCCCGCCGUGCCUGGGAUUCCAUCUCAUCUUCACCCUGCACACGACCCAAGCAUCCCGCGGUCUCAAACCGGUUCCCCCAGACAGGACAUCCCUGUCCGUACCAGCACGCAGAGCCCAGGUGUACAGCGUGACGGAGGGACCUUGUCUCAAUUCCCCACCCAACCUAUCUAUCCUCGACAAGCAACUCCAGCCUCGGGGACGGCAACUGGAGGUACAGCACCUCCGACAUUGAGUGUAGAUAACCGACAGCCCGUGUCACCGCCGCUGGGCACUGCUACGCAAGGCAACCCACUCUCGAGUCCUGAUUCGUCAAUUCCCGCACAAUUGAAAGUCAAAGUGAACUGUGAUAGUGGGAACUAUUUCACGCUCGUUGUUCCAUUUAAUAUCGCGUACCAGUCUCUCAGCGACCGCAUCGAUGUUAAGCUUGCACGAUUCACAACCAGUUCGAUUGCUAAGGGCACCCUGAAGCUGCGAUAUCGUGACGAAGACGGAGAUUCUGUAACAAUUGAAAGUGACGACGACAUCCAAAUAGCAUUCUCGGAGUGGGGUGAAGGUGCGCGCAAUUAUUCUGGCGGCGUUGGAGAAAUAGAACUUUUCUGCGUCGGAGAAACGAGUUGA
Molecule: messenger RNA, 2949 nt
Organism: Daldinia vernicosa
Lineage: Eukaryota; Fungi; Ascomycota; Sordariomycetes; Xylariales; Hypoxylaceae
Product: Pleckstrin homology domain-containing protein
Exons: 5
Coding region: 1-2949 (982 amino acids)
Biological process (GO): establishment of cell polarity; septin ring organization
Cellular component (GO): cytoplasm; division septum; nucleus
Molecular function (GO): guanyl-nucleotide exchange factor activity; protein binding
Source: RefSeq, a predicted model, not a curated record